AUGAACCUCUCAAAUGAUCAGCCGUAUGAUUUAACAGAAGCAGCAGAAGAAAUAGAAGUUCUCUCUGCUAUAUAUGAAGAGGACUUUUUUAUCUUGGAGCCUGAGAACAAAGUCUACGAGAUAAGGAUCGACUCAAAAAUGGGUGAUACUACUAGCAAGGAACAAAUUAUCCUGAAAUUCCAGCAAGUCCCUGGCUAUCCUUCGAUCAAUCCAGUAAAAUAUGAAUUGCAUGCACCUUGGCUCAAGUGUAAUAUUCUUAAUGAACUCGACAAACAAUUGCAGCUUGUAGUCUCGUCUUCACUUGGCUCCCCAGUUGUUUAUUUGUUGGUUGAGACUGUUCGAUCAUUCAUGUGUAAUUAUUUGUCUUCGAGUACUGAAAAUCUAACCAUUCAUAAAGUUGAAGAAUCAUCACAGUCUGUGCCGGAAAAUCACGAACUACCAAGUGCGGUUGUAUCGGUGCCUUCAGUAAAAUCUCAUCUUGACAUAUCUCCCCAAAUUUUGCCAUUUGCUUUAAACUCAAAAGUACCAGAGAUUUAUCAUGGUGAACCGCUUAUAGAUCGUAAAAGCGUUUUCCAGGCUCAUUGUGCACGUGUUUCUACCCGUGGUGAAGUAUCCCUUUUUAUAUCAACACUGCUUACGGAUAGAAAAGUUGCUACAGCUACUCAUAAUAUCCUAGCUUGGCGUAUCUCCUCCAAAGAAGCUGACUGUGACGAUGAUGGCGAAACACAUGCAGGUGGUCGACUAUUACAUUUACUUACAUUAUCAGGAAUUGAAAAUGUAGCGGUUAUGGUAAGUCGAUGGUAUGGUGGUAUCCAACUUGGACCUGAUCGAUUCAAACAUAUCAACAAUGUUGCUCGCCUUUUGUUAACUGAACAUAAAUUCUUAUCGAAUACUAGUGACGUUAGUAAUAAUAAUGGUACAGGACAUCAGAAAAAACAUAAACACGACAAAAAGAAAAAGAAAUAA
Molecule: messenger RNA, 966 nt
Organism: Schistosoma guineensis
Lineage: Eukaryota; Metazoa; Platyhelminthes; Trematoda; Strigeidida; Schistosomatidae
Source: the annotation of a GenBank genome assembly